GGGAAGUCGGAGGGGAAAAAUCAGCUAGAAUCCGCGGAAAUCACCAACGGGACUAUUUUUUCCUUUACUUAGCGAGCUUACCCAUUUGUCAACUUGUAUUUCUCCUUUCCUCCCUCUUAGCUGUCACAACGCCACCCUGGCGAUGUCGGAGUCCUACGAUUUCCUGUUUAAAUUCCUGGUGAUUGGGAAUGCUGGAACGGGCAAAUCCUGUCUGCUGCACCAGUUCAUAGAGAAGAGAUUUAAGGAUGAAUCCAACCACACGAUCGGAGUGGAGUUUGGCUCUAAGAUCAUCAAUGUGGUCAACAAAAUGGUCAAACUGCAGAUUUGGGACACUGCAGGACAAGAAAGGUUCAGGUCUGUGACCAGAAGUUACUACAGGGGAGCAGCAGGAGCUCUGCUGGUCUAUGAUAUCACCAGUCGAGAGACAUACAAUGCUCUGACCACGUGGCUGAGUGACGCCAGGAUGCUGGCCAGUCAGAACAUCGUCAUCAUCCUGUGUGGAAACAAGAAGGACCUGGACGCCGACAGAGAGGUCACGUUCCUGGAGGCUUCACGCUUCGCUCAGGAGAACGAGCUGAUGUUCCUGGAGACCAGCGCUCUAACAGGGGAGAACGUUGAAGAGGCCUUCGUCCAGUGCGCUCGCAAAAUCCUCAACAAGAUAGAGUCAGGGGAGCUGGAUCCAGAGAGGAUGGGUUCAGGUAUCCAGUACGGCGACGCUGCGUUACGACAGCUUCGUUCUCCUCGUCGUGCUCAGCCACAGGGCACCCAGGAGUGUGGCUGCUAGUGGACGCGCCCAGUAACGCACGCAGACAAGUGUGUUUCAGACGGGUUUGUGAAGACCAGGAGAAGAACAGUCACGGGGGGAACCAGGGUUCAGGUUGCUACGCUGGUGACUCCUCUCUGACCUUUGACCUUUCGCACGACUCUUCAGAACCUUCGGAACCUUUUGAACCUUUGUUGUCAUGGCUGCACCUCCUAGAACUCUGAGCAUCUCCAAGGUAACCAGAGAACUGCCCACCCUCCAACAUUCUGCUCCACUAUUGGACCAAACCUUCCUCCAGCCCUCCAAUCAGGACGUGCAAAACUGACAUGUAUGUAACUUCUCUCUCUCUCUCUCACCUUUCUACUUAUCUGGACUUAGUACAUCUUAUCACUAUUCCCUUCUACCUUCUAUCUUUACAUUUUAGGAAAUUUCUUUCCUUUUGAGUUAAAAAUUAAGAUAUAACGUGACAAUGAGUCAGUUUUAAAGUCGUUGGUAGGUAGAUUUCUAAAUUUUGGAGCUAGCCAGGCUAAUCUGUCCCCUCUUCUUCGCCUCCUGGCCCCAGAUUGAUACUUGAUACAUAGACAUGUAUCAUUCAUCAUUUCAUCUUUAACCACAUACGUAUUUAAAACCUACUACAGUACACCCACCUGCUCUGAUUGCGUGUUUUAAACACACCACUAACAGUCUACUGAAUACAUUUUACACUCCCCGUAUCCCUUCUUACACACUUCCUCUCCCUGUAAAGUGCUCCGAGGCAACGCAGCUGCCAAAUACACUUCAUCACCCUACCUACCCUACCUGUUGUUUACAUCCCAUCAUUCUGCUUACCUGUCUUGCCUGUCUGAAUCUCCCCCGUCUCCCUACAGCAUCUUACACACUGUACAGUGUUUCUGUAUAUAGAGACUGACGCAUGUUUUCUCAGACAGAAUAUCAGAGUAUUUCAUUAUGAAGAGAUAUUAUAUGUAUAUUAAAGUAGAUAUCAU
This is a messenger RNA of Sebastes umbrosus (honeycomb rockfish), 1746 nucleotides long. RefSeq names its product RAB4a, member RAS oncogene family (gene rab4a). The record is from RefSeq and is a predicted model, not a curated record. Lineage: Eukaryota; Metazoa; Chordata; Actinopteri; Perciformes; Sebastidae. Gene Ontology annotation, cellular component: endosome. Gene Ontology annotation, molecular function: GTPase activity; GTP binding. Gene Ontology annotation, biological process: regulation of endocytosis; Rab protein signal transduction. The coding region runs from base 143 to 784 and encodes 213 amino acids. The transcript is spliced from 8 exons.